Molecule: messenger RNA, 1338 nt
Organism: Camelina sativa (false flax)
Lineage: Eukaryota; Viridiplantae; Streptophyta; Magnoliopsida; Brassicales; Brassicaceae
Source: RefSeq, a predicted model, not a curated record
AUGGUGGCACGGGGCUUCAAUCAACAAUAUGGGUUAGACUAUUCCGAGACAUUUAGCCCGGUGAUAAAGGCGACAACUAUACGGAUGGUACUAGAGGUUGCGGUCAAGAAAAACUGGAGUAUACAUCAGGUGUACAUCAACAAUGCAUUCUUACAAGGUACCUUGACGGAUGAGGUCUAUGUUUCACAGCCACCUGGGUUUGUUGACAAGGACAGGCCCCAUCACGUUUGUCGUUUGAACAAAGCAUUGUACGGGCUGAAACAAGCUCCGCGUGCAUGGUAUCAAGAACUGAAGACGUUUCUUCAACUUGCCGGUUUCAAAAACUCACUUGCCGAUACCUCGUUGUUCAUCUAUCACACUGGCAAGGAUUACAUUUAUGUCUUGGUUUAUGUAAAUGACAUUAUCAUUGCUGGUGUUCCCUCUUUGGUACAGGCGUUCAACUUGGCUCUUGCAAAGCGGUUUUCCCUGAAGGAUCUUGGUCCUUUGAGCUAUUUCUUGGACAUCGAAGCGACACGUUCUGCUCGGGGUAUGCAUCUUAUGCAACGCAAAUACAUUACUGAUCUUCUUACCAGGACGUGUAUGCUUGAUGCCAAGCCAGUUGCCACACCAAUGGCAUCAUCGCCGAAUCUCACUAUUGAUUCCGGGACGCCUCUUGCUGAUGCAACGGAGUACAGAACUGUCAUUGGUAGUCUACAAUAUCUCUCAUUUACGCGACCCGACAUCGUUUUUGUGGUGAACCGCUUAUCCCAAUUUAUGCACAAGCCCACUGAUAAACAUUGGCAAGUGGCAAAGCAUGUCCUCCGUUAUCUCGCCGGCACCAAGUCCCAUGGUAUUUUUCUCCGCUCUGAUGGUACGUUAACGAUACAUGCUUUUUAUGAUGCUGAUUGGGGUCGUGCACAUAACACAUACAUCUCCCCCAAUGCAUACAUCAUUUAUUUUGGUGCUAGCCUGAUAUCUUGGUCCUCUAAGAAACAGCAGAGCGUCUCUCGUUCAUCAAAAGAAGCUGAAUAUCGGGUUGUCGCUAAUGCGGCUUCGGAACUCCGCUGGAUCUGUUCCUUGUUAUCUGAGAUGGGCAUCGUCUUACCGGUUGCUCCAGUCUUAUAUUGUGACAACGUCGGAGCUACCUAUUUAUGUGCUAAUCCGGUUUUUCACACUCGGAUGAAACACAUUGCCAUUGAUUAUCACUUUAUUCGUGAGUUCAUACAAGCUGGGGUUCUUCGUGUCACACAUGUCUCUAGCAACGAUCAGCUCGCUGAUGCCCUAACGAAACCGCUGCCUAGACCACAAUUCCAGGAGCUUACAUCCAAGAUUGGAGUCAGCGAACUGCCUCCAUCUUGA